GUGGGAAGCUAGCAAAAUGUCGGAAGCGGAGGCAGAGAAGCUCCAACGUCAUCUUGACUUGCUUCGCCAGGAGUAUGUCAAGCUUCAGAAUCGUCUCGCUGAGGUAGAGCAGAAAUAUAAUGUUGCGAGGGCGUCAGCCGGUGGAGGAGGGACCGAUAAUGAAGACAACUUUGUUUCUAGACUUCUCGGUACCAUCGCGGAUCUGUUUGACAAAGAACUCUAUAGCGAUCUAGUCGUCCAUCUGGAUGGCAAAGAGGUCAAAGCUCACCGGUUUGUCUUAGCAGCUCGUAGCACCCAGUGGGGAGUUCCCAAUCUAUCGGAGGCCAAUGAACUCGACUUCACCGGUAUAUCGUAUGACACUGGCAUGGCACUGCUCAAAUGGGUCUACACUGACACCAUAGACAUGAAGACGGAGGAUGGGUUCGUACUCGGACUCAUGAAAGCUGCCAGCAAAUUCAAACUGGAUACUCUACGGGACAGGUGCGAGAAAGCGUUAAUGUCUUCAGUGGAUGUAAGAAACUGCAUCCGAUACUACCAGACAGCUGAGGAGAUUGGAGCUACGUCGCUCAAGGCUCACUGCUCAGAACUGAUCUCCAACCACUGGAAUGACUUCACAAGUGAUGACUUUGUCAACAUGACGGCUCCGUUGCUCUACAAGAUGUUCAAAGCCAAGACACCAUUUCCUCUUCAUCAUGCCAUCAGGAAUCGACGAGAGGAUAUUGUCUUUCUGUAUCUCAUGGAGUUUGAUGCUCUGCUCCCCGAUAAACUGGAUGAGAUUGACGAGCGAGGUGAUCUACCUCUAGAUUUGGCACUCGCCAGUAAACAAGAGAGUAUCGCACACGAACUCGUCAAACACAAAGUGGAUAUAGACAGAGCAGACUCUGGAGGGCGCUGUUUACUCCAUAAGGCAGUCAAGCGAGGGGACAAGUUCUCAGCAUUCUUCUUGAUCCAAGCGGGAACGAAGGUCAACGCAGCGACACAUCAAGAGAAAGAGACUGCACUUCAUAUUGCGGCAUCGUACAGUCCUUUAAGCUCUACUCCAGACGUUAUAUCGGACAUGAUGGAGGUGGCCGUCAAGUUACUACAGCAUGGUUCUAAUCCAGAUCAACAAGACACGCGAGGAAACUCUGCAUUGCACCGAGCUGUAAGCAGCCGAAACACUGAAGUUUUCGAUCUUCUGUUAUCUCAAAAAUCGUUGAACCUUGACCUUCAGAAUGCUGAAGGUGACAGCGGUUUAUGGUUGGCCUUGGAUCCAACACUAAGGGCAUCUGGGUUUGGUGAGGACAGCAUGGCGGCUAAACUCAUCAGGAGAGGAUGUAGCGCUGACUCAGUCAACUUACACACUGGUGAUAGUCUUCUCCAUCGAGUCUGUAAGUCUGGUCUGACCAAUGAGGAUGCUGCGUUAUUUCUUGCCACAAAAGGAGCCUCAACAAAUCUUGCCAAUUUCAAGGGUGAAACGCCUUUACAUGCUGCAGCCGUCAAUGGCUUGGCUAAGCUAGUAGCUCUACUGCUCCAGAAGGGAGCUAACCCCAAUGCUCAGACCAAGGAGGAUGUCUUAGGCAAGAUGAACCAGCUGAAUCUUGAGGAGGACGGUCAGCCCAAUCUCCUCCUAGCCUCUAGGCAGACACCUCUACACAUGGCUAUCGCUAACCAACACUCAGAUGUCGUCAGUGUGUUCCUGGAGCAUAGAACAAACGCCAUGCAGGGCCAAGAUGGCGUCCUGAUCAUCCCUGACUUCAACGUGAAGGACAGUAAUGACCAGACGGUCCUUGGUCUGGCACUUUGGACCGGUCUGCAUAGCUUUGCGGCCCAACUACUCCACGGUGGCGCUAACAUCAACUGCACGACGCUGGACGGGUUGACGCUACUUCAUACGGCCAUCAGCAAACAAGAUACCCAGAGUGCUUUGUUCUUACUGGAGCACCAAGCCGAUAUUAAUAUCAAAUCUCGAGGUGGAGAAACUCCUCUACAGCUAGCCAUCAAGCGUCAUCUUCCCGUGGUUGUCGAUGCAUUGUGUGUCCGGGGAGCUAAUAUGAACACACCGGAUGAGAAGGGUAACCCACCAUUGUGGGUUGCACUGGAGAGUGGACAGGAAGACGUAGCAUCAACCCUGGUUCGUCACGGUUGUGACACAACGGCAUGGGGUCCAGGCUUCGAUGGUUGCCAGCAGACGUUACUUCAUAAAGCCAUCGAUGAGAACAAUGAAGCUGUGGCCUGUUUCCUUAUCAGGAGUAUGUGUGAUGUAAACAGUCCACGUAGACCAGGCCCUCAUGGUGAGGGUGGUAUGGAGUCUAAGGAUGGGCAGGGCCCUCUGCACAGAGCAUGUGAAUGGGGCCAGGAACUUGUAGUACAGUGCCUUGUAGAACAACAGGCUGAUGUCAACGCAAAGGAUGCCGAGGGUCGGACACCGUUACACAUUGCCAUCACCAAUCAACAUCCAGCUAGCAUCAGCUUAUUGAUGUCUCAUCCACUGCUAGACCUGACGCUAAGAGAUCGCAGCGGUCUAACGCCGUUUGCUGCUGCUAUGACAUACAAGAACAACAAGGCUGCUCAAGCAAUCUUGAACAGAGAACCAAGGGCUGCAGAACAGCUGGACAACAAGGGCAGGAAUUUCCUUCAUAUUGCAAUCCAGAAGUCGGACAUCGAGAGCGUCUUGUUUCUGAUCAGCGUCCACGCUAACGUCAACUCCAGCGUGCAGGAUUCCUCUAAGCACACUCCCCUACAUCUCGCUGUCCAAGCCAGCUCGGAAAUCAUCGUCAGGAAUCUGCUGUUAGCAGGUGCUAAUGUGCAGGAUACCGACGGGCAUAAACAGACUGCAUUACACCAUGCGGCUGCCGUAGACCAGCCAUCAAUUAUUAGUGUCCUGAUAGAGAAUGGAAUCUUAGUGGAUGCCGUGGACGACAAUCACAAUAACGCAUUACAUAUCAGCGUUCAGCACGGCAAUCUGGCAAGCACCAGAGCGUUACUGACUGAAUCUCAGAUCAACGCAGAGUCAUAUAAUGCAAAGGGUCAGACACCGAUGCAUAUUCUAGGUCAAUGCGGUCGCGAUAACGCCGCCGCAAUAUUUGAACUCUUCAAGGAAUGUAUGCCAACUUAUCCAGUAGAUAAACAGGAUGCUGACGGCAACACAGUAUUGCUGUUAGCAUACCAGAAUGGCAACGGAGCAUUGUGUAGAGCUAUUGUCAGAAGUGGCGCAAGCGUAGGAAUACUGAAUAAGAAUGGAACCUCAAUAUUCAACGCUCAGGUGGCCACGAAACAACUCCUGUUUAGGUUACUAGAUAUGCUAUCAUCGGAACCUGCUUGGUCUGAGAGUGAGAUUUGUCAGGAUUGUCAAGUCAAGUUCUCCAUUAAGACAAGAAAACAUCACUGCCGUCACUGCGGGCGAAUCUUGUGCAAUAAGUGUUCAUCUAAGAUGGUUCCGAUCAUCAAAUACGACCAAACAAAGCCGGUCCGUGUCUGUGACAUUUGCUUUGACGUCUUAUCACUAGGUGCUCUCUAAGAAACCAAAAAGUCCACGCUCUCCAUCUUUGUACCAUAACUCUCCUGGACUCUCCAAAAUCCUCUUGAGGAAGUUGACUGCAAGGGAUUGAGGACUGAAGGCCUAAGUAACAGUUACUUUUCACCGGGCGAAGGCAGUCCAGUUUUUUCCAAGUCCGAAGUAUGUUGUUCGAAGACAGGAGGAGAGGUUAUUGGAGGAUUGAGGUCACCUGUAGGCAAGUUGGCCUAGGGAUUAAGAGUUAAUUUAGGUACACAUCAUGUCUUACCACUGGUUCUUCUUCUUCCUUUCAAGUUCAUGCAAACUUACAGUUCAAACUUUUUGGGUCUUGUUGUUAAACAUGGUAACAUCUGUACAACAGGGCAGAGUGAAGACAAAGCGAAGAUUGUCUCGUAUCCAUGAAGGAAGUUGUUCUUACUAUUUGAAAGCAAAAAGUUGUUAAUGGCCUGACUUUUUGACUCCAGCAGAGGCAAAAAGACUAUUCUAGGAACGAAACGUGGGCCAUUUACUAUUGUUUGCAUUUAUACCAUAGGUCCUAUUUGCUAAGCAGUUUGCAACAGCUCAUUCUAUUUUCUCUACUAUUUGAAAGGGAAUCUAAACGAUGGUUCUAAAACGUGAACGUUUACAAGUCUUCUGAUAAAGACCAGAGCAGGGCCCAAUUUCAUAGAGCUUUAAGAAAAUCCCUGCUUAGCAAAAAUGAGCAGGAUACCAGUCACAAAUUGUACAGGUAAAAUGGUAUUGCAGCUGGUAUUGUUAUUCUGGUAAGUAUAAUUUUAUUUUGCUUAGCUUAUUUUUUAGUUCUUUAAAGACACUGGACACUAUUGGUAACUGUCAAAGAC
Messenger RNA from Asterias rubens (European starfish), 4335 nucleotides. RefSeq names its product rabankyrin-5-like. The record is from RefSeq and is a predicted model, not a curated record. The transcript has 24 exons. The coding region runs from base 17 to 3499 and encodes 1160 amino acids. Gene Ontology annotation, molecular function: metal ion binding; protein binding. Lineage: Eukaryota; Metazoa; Echinodermata; Asteroidea; Forcipulatida; Asteriidae.